This is a messenger RNA of Plasmodium gaboni, 2454 nucleotides long. RefSeq names its product transcription factor with AP2 domain(s). The record is from RefSeq and is a predicted model, not a curated record. NCBI's taxonomy places the organism in Eukaryota, Apicomplexa, Aconoidasida, Haemosporida, Plasmodiidae. Gene Ontology annotation, molecular function: DNA-binding transcription factor activity. Gene Ontology annotation, biological process: regulation of DNA-templated transcription. Bases 1 to 2454 code for a protein of 817 amino acids. The transcript has a single exon.
AUGGAAGAUAACAACCUGAACAAUGAACAAAAAUUUAAUCCGAAUUUGUUGGGAAUGGAGAAUAAUGUUACUCAAGAACCAGCAGUCGAAACGGUCGUAGUAGAACCAAAGAAAAAAGUCGGAAGACCUAGAGGUGCUAGUACAAAUAGUAAGGUUAUAAAAAAAGAAGAAAAGGUUUCUACAUCAUCAUCUGGUUAUCCAGGUGUUAGUUGGAAUAAGCGUAUGUGUGCUUGGCUAGCUUUUUUUUAUGAUGGAGCAUCAAGAAGAAGUAGAACAUUUCAUCCAAAACACUUUAAUAUGGAUAAAGAAAAAGCAAGAUUGGCAGCAGUAGAAUUUAUGAAGACAGUUGAAAAUAAUGGUAGAAAAAAAUCCGGAAAAGGUAAAGGUAGUAGAAGUAAAAGCAAACAAUUAAAUGAUGAACAUUUCAAUGCUUUACACAAUAAUGAUCUUGGAAACAGUAUGAAUGGAAUGAAUGCUCAUAAUAAUUUACAAAUGCAAUUGAUGUCUAUGAAUCCAGCUUUUUAUAUGCAGAGUUUAAACAGAAAUUUUAAUAUGUCUGCAAACGAAAGAAAUAAUAUGUUUAAUUCUUUGAAUAAUCAUUCUGGAUUUAAUGGACCUCUUAAGGGUAUGCAAGAUCACAAUGGAUUAUAUAUGCAUAAUCAUGUAUUUAAUAAUAUGCAUUUAUUAAAUAAUUCUAAUAUUGGUUUGAAUAAUAAUAGAAAUAAUAACUCUAAUAACAACAAUAAUAGUACUAACAGCAAUAAUAAUAGUAGUAAUAAUUUACAUUAUUUGAAUGAAUUAAUUUUCAACUCGAAUUUAUUUCAUGGAAAUAAUAUGGGAUAUCAUGAAGGAAAUGUGAAUAAUGGUGUAAAUGAAUUAUUAAAUCUUGAUGAGAAUGUUGGUUUACAUAAUAAAGAUGUAGAAAACUUGAUGAAUGUGCUAUUUAGGCAGAAUUAUAAUAUGAACAUGAAUAUAUCAAAUAUUGAUAAACGAUAUUUACAAGGAAGUAAUGUUGUUAUGAACGGACCACAAGGAAGUAACAAUAAUAAUAAUAUGAACAAUAGCAAUGCGAAUAGCAACAAUAAUAAUAAUGGUAGUAAUAGUAGUAAUAAUAAUAAUAAUACUACUAAUAAUAAUAAUAACAAUAAUAACAGUUCGAAUAAUAGCAGUUCUAAUAACAACAAUAUGAAUAACAGUAAGAACAACAACAACAAUAAUAAUAAUAAUAAUAAUAAUAAUAAUAAUUCUGGUAAUAGCAAUUCAUCACAAAAUCAACAUAUGUAUCUAUCAAAUCAUAACAAUGAUAUAUUUGAUAAUAAUAAUAGUGGAAAUAACGAUACAAAUAAUAACAACCAAUCAAAUAUAUCUAAUUUUUAUGAUUAUAAUUUUGAUUUAUAUAGAGGAAAUGUAUCACCAAAUAUAAUGGAUAUGGUUCAUCGUAUGAAUAAUCAUAUGAAAGAUGGAAAAAAUUUGGAUGCUUUAAAUGAUGAUAUUGGAAAUGAUUUAAAUUUUCGAUUACAUGAAAAUUCAGCUUGGAUAAAUCAAUUGAGACAAUCACAUAAUAAUUUAUGCAAUAAUAUAAAUAAUAAUCAUUGUGAUUUAUGUCAUACAUCAUCACCUGAUCAUAGUCUUAAAGGGCAAAUAGAAUUAAACAAAAGAAAAAAAUCUGCAUCUAAUCUUAAUAAUAGAAAAAAUGAUUUAUUAGAAGAUAGCGUAAAUAGUUUUGAUUUGAAUAUUCCAUGUUCUUGUUCAUCACAUUUGAGAAAUCAAAAGAAUCAUUUCUGUGUCUAUUAUAACCAAUCUAAUUCCUCUUCACAAAAUGAUAAUUAUAAAAAUUAUGUAAAUUGGAAUCCUAAUUCUAAUAACAACUUAAUUAAUAAUAGCAUUGAUAAAAAUGAUACUCCUUUAGAUAAUUCUAAUGGAAAUAAUAGUGGAAGGAACUUAGGAGAUUCCAAUUUAUUAUGUAUGACACAAAAUAAUAAUGGAUCUAGUUCUCAAUCAACAAAUGCAAAACAUUUAGCACAAACAAUGGAUAUGAACCAAAAACAAUCCUCACAUACUUCACAAUAUUCUAAUAAUCCAAAUUUACAAGAUAUACAAAACCAAUUUAGUUAUCAGAACCAGCCAAAUAUUAAUAUGGAUAUGCAUAGCCAAUUAAAUUUAUUAAAACAAAAUUGCAAUUAUUCUCCAAAAAAUAUGAACAAUAAUAAAAAAAAAAGUACUACAGGAACAUCCAAAGAUUCAAGCAGAAAAUUAUUAUCUUCUCAUGCUUUAAAUAUGCCUCUAGAACAACAACAUCAAUCUUCCAAAAAAAAUAGUUUAAGUUCAUCCUUCUUAGAAAAUAAUUUAUGUACCAAACUAAAUAGUAUUAUCAACUUUGAAUGGAUAAAUAAUGAUUUAAAAAUGAAUUUAAAUGCAAACAAAUCAAAUUCAUAUGAUAAUUCUGAAUCUUAA